Amblyraja radiata (thorny skate) is the source of this 1206-nucleotide messenger RNA. RefSeq names its product neurotensin (gene nts). Gene Ontology annotation, molecular function: neuropeptide hormone activity. Lineage: Eukaryota; Metazoa; Chordata; Chondrichthyes; Rajiformes; Rajidae. The coding region runs from base 286 to 576 and encodes 96 amino acids. The transcript has 3 exons. The record is from RefSeq and is a predicted model, not a curated record. Gene Ontology annotation, cellular component: extracellular region.
GGAUGGCAGCAUCAGAUCAAGACGCAGCAGUCCCAAGGCAGCGUCAAUAAUUGAUGCACCGUUGGGACACGGGCUUCGCUUUCUCACACACUUCAGUGAAGUGGAGGGAAAGAGCUCUCUUGACGUCAAGGCAGCCUGGAAAUAUUAAAGUCAGCUCUGACACUUGUGUGACAGACAGAGAGCAAAGACAAGACCCACCGAGGAGCAUUACAGCCCAGCUGCCCGAUCGUUUCCAAUUUUCAUGGACUCUCGAUUGUAGUGGAGUGAGGAUUCAACGCUGGAAGAAUGAAAAGUCAGACGAUAUCUUUGCUGCUGCUCCUCAGUUUUUACAACAUAUGUUCAGCAUCUUCGGAGGACACAGAAAUAAUCCCAUUAGAUGGCGAACUUCUGGAUCACCUGUACACCUUGAAGUCGUUUCAGGCAGACCAAGAUUAUGCUGACUAUGAAGAUUCAAAAUACGAGAAAGAGAAUCAAAUGAAAGGAAGAUACCCAUACAUUUUGAAGAGACAAGCACGUGUUGGAAAAUCUCGAAGGCCUUAUAUACUUAAGCGGAAUUCUGUCUUCUUAAUGAAUUGAUAUCUCAUCAAUUGACAACUUUUCAAGUAAACAUAUGAAUCCUUCUGCCUACAGUCCCACAUAGAUUAGCAUGUGUCAUAUCAAAUGUUCAAUGAAUUUAAUAUCUUAGUGCAAAGAAUAUCAAAACUCUACAGAAACAGGUUUAACUUGAUUCCUAGAUUUUUCAGUAUUUCAAAAGAUAAUUUAUGUUUCCAUAGCAUAGGUUCUCCAAUUCUAUUUUUAGUUGGAGAGUUUUUAGAACUUUACAUGCUGGUCUUCUUAGAGUGUAAGUGAGGAUCCUUGUCCUGGAGUCUUUUGCCAUCAAAGUAAAAGAUGGAGGACACGGAGAGGAUGAAAGAAUGCAUUUCUCAACACAAAUUCACAGUAAGCUAGAUAUUGCAGCAUUUCCAUUAAUGUAAUUUGGUAUCCUAAUAGAGAGUAAACCUUGAGUAACUUGCACAAUCAAUGAUAUGAAAGUCAACUGUGAACAUCUCAAUAUUCUGCAUGAUAUUCAUCUCAGUUUAGGGCCAGAAUGUAAUGUGUUUACCUAAUCUUUUCCAUAUUUUCUAACAUCAGAUUGUACUCAACAACAUUAUCUUAAAUCUAUGUCAAAUACUUUGAAAAUAUUAAAUAAACUUCCAUUAACUUGCA